Rhinolophus ferrumequinum (greater horseshoe bat) is the source of this 2011-nucleotide messenger RNA. It is a transcript of the gene DMKN, whose product is annotated as dermokine. The transcript is spliced from 21 exons. Lineage: Eukaryota; Metazoa; Chordata; Mammalia; Chiroptera; Rhinolophidae. The record is from RefSeq and is a predicted model, not a curated record. Bases 204 to 1697 code for a protein of 497 amino acids. Gene Ontology annotation, biological process: cornified envelope assembly.
UAGUGGCAGGGAGAAGGACUCUGGGAGGUCAGGGGAGUCUGGGAAAGGAGAGAGAAGACUGCAGACCUAGAGGGAGGGAGAACAAGGUCAGAAGGAAGAAGAGAACAGAGGAGGGCACACAGACGCAGAGGAAGAGAAAGGGCAAAAAGAAGGAAACUUGGGUGGGAAGAAGACACGCAGGAGAAAGAAGGAGCAGGGCAGAGAUGAAGUUCCAGGGGUCCCUGACCUGCCUCCUGCUGGCCCUGUGCCUGGGCAGUGGGGAGGCUGGCCCAUUGGUGAGCGGAGGGGGCAGCGCCGAAGUCGGUGCCGGGGUGGGAGAAGCCAUUGGCCAUAGAAUCGGGGAGGCCAUUGGCCAAGGGGUUGGCGAGGCCAUCCAUGAGGGGAUUGGGGAAGCAACCCAUGCUCUUGGAAAGACUGGGAGUGAGGCUGGCAGACAGGCUGAGGAUAUCAUUCGACAUGGAAUAGAUGCUGCCCACAGCUCGUGGCAGGGAAAGCCUGGCAACAGUGGUGCUUGGGGAAACAAUGGCCAGCCUCAUGGAGGCCAUGGCAUCUCUGGCCCGCAGGGUGGCCUCGGAGCUCACAGCCAGGGCAAUCCUGGAGGCCCAGGGACUGCCUGGGAUCAUGUGUACUCUGGAGGCUCAGGUGGCAGCUUUGGAACCAACUCUCAGGGGAGCUCCUGGGGCCAAGGAGGCAAUGGAGAAUCGCAUAACUUUGGGACCAACACUCAGGGAGCUGUGGCCCAACCUGGUUAUGGCUCAAUGAGGGGCAACAACAACCCAAAUAUAGAGUGCACCAACGCCCCGCCAUCUGGCCCAAGUGGAAGCUCUAGCAACUCCUGGGGAAGCAGCGGCAGCAGUGGCAGCAGCGGCAGCAACAGUGGUGGCAGCGGCAGUAACAGUGGUGGCAGCGGCAGCAACAGUGGUGGCAGCGGCAGCAACAGUGGUGGCAGUGGCGGCAGAGGCAGUAGUGGCAACAGUGGCGACAGCGGCAGCGGCGGCAGAGGCAGUAGUGGCAACAAUGGCGUCAAUUCUGGAGGCAACUGGGACUACAAUCCCAGCUAUUCCUCGGGUAGCAGAGGUGGAAGUGGUGGUGGAUAUAAACCGGAGGUGAGUAAUGGGGGGAAUGAAGUCCGAGGGUCCGGAGGCUCUGGGAGUCAGGAAAUAAGCAGGGAAGGCAGUCGCCUCAUUGGGGGCUCCCAAGGCAAUUAUCAGGGGCAAGGGUCCGGUGGGGAAGGUGAGGCAGUCGGUGGAAUCAAUAACUUGAACACCGAGACAUCUCCUGGACUCUUGAAGUUGGACGCUUUCUGGAAGAACUUGAAAUCCAAGCUGGGUUUCAUUAACUGGGAUGCCAUAAACAAGGGUCAAAUCCCGGCCCCCAGCACUCGAGCCCUGCUCUACUUCAGCCGACUCUGGGAGGAUUUUAAACACAACACUCCCUUCUUGAACUGGAAAGCAAUUAUUGAGGGUCCCAGUGAGUCAUCACUCCAGAAGAGAUCAGGCAAUGCUGGUCAGCCUGGUGUAGGAUGGCAAGAGGUAGCACCUGUAACUUCUAAGAACUACAAUUAUAACCAGCAGGCGUAUCCUACUGCCUCUGGUGGGCAGUACUCAGCCAAGCUCCCCGCUAAGGGUAGAGUCACGAUUUCUUCCUCGGCUUCCCGGGCUCAACCUGGUCUGCUGCAGUGGAUGAAGUUUUGGUAGAAAAUUACUUCCAAUAACGACGGAGGCCCUGAAAAAUGUCAGUUGUCAAGGAGCCCGACUGCGCCCCUCCCCCAGCUCUUCGUCUGUGCCAGGCCUGCUGUGGGUGCUGACACCUUUUUCUAGGUUGGGGACCUGGUUUAUCUGUCCCUUGUUGCUUCCCAGCCCAUGUGGUGCUUCCUUGACCACCAGUCACAUUAGAAAACCAGCCACUUUCUUUGUUUACUCCGUUUGUGACCUGAAGUUACUGUGACAAUUCUUCAGGAGGAGCUUCCUACUUUUGAGUUUCUCUGUGGAAUAAAAAAGUUUCCCUAAGA